Dovyalis caffra is the source of this 2025-nucleotide messenger RNA. NCBI's taxonomy places the organism in Eukaryota, Viridiplantae, Streptophyta, Magnoliopsida, Malpighiales, Salicaceae. The record is from the annotation of a GenBank genome assembly.
AUGGAAGGGUCACAUAAUAAUGGUUUCCUUCCAAUUACGAGAGAAGUACUAGCCAAAUGUGAAUCAGAGCCUAAAGCAUUGCUAAAUUCCAAUUAUCUACCCAUCGGUUCAGUGCAGCUAGGGCAGAAUCAGAAAAUUGAGCUGCCUGAACUUAAAAAAACUGUAGAUGUUGAAAUAACAGCAUUGCAGGAAUCUUUUCAAAAACAGAAAAGGCAGCCUUUGCCUGGCAAUUAUGAAGGGGCGCUCAAAUAUCAGCCAGAAUCAAUUGGUAUUUCUCCCGCUCUGCAAAUCAUGGACCCACAGCAACUUCAGGUGGAGAAACAUCAAGAUUUUCCUAGUUUCAAAGGCCAUUUAGAACUUUCUGGCCAAGAAAAGUGGUCCAAGUCUUGUCCAGUUGCAGGUUCUUCAAAUGCACACACGGAAUCACAGGAGCUGAAUCUGGAGCAGCAAUCAGAGCAUCACAGGACAGCUGUAGAGGAUCUUCAUACUUCCGUCAAUAUGGAGCAUGUUGAGCUGGAGCAGCAAUCAGAUGUCCCUGGGCUGAAAAUGUCAUUGGAGAAAAACUUGUCUAUUUUGGAGGAUGACUUAACUAUAGAUACAAACCAGGUUGAGCCUAAGAGGCCUCCAGGGUUUAAGCUUGCAGUGGAGCAAUUGUCUCAUGAACAGCUGCAGUGUGUUGUUCCUUGUGGUGAUGCAAAGAAACUUGAUUCUGUGGUAGGAACACUCGUUAAAGACCAGAAACUUGAACUGUCGAUCGAAGAAAGACCUAUAGAGGUUCAAAUGACCACUGCAGAGGAACAAAUCCAGACAAAACAGCAUACGCAAGGGAAAGAAUUACAUCCUCAGGACCAAAGGGCAUCCAAAUCUGAAUCAGUUAAUGCUGGAGUUACUUAUGAUCGGCAAAUUCGUAACACUGAAAUGCUUCAAGAUCUAAAACAAAUUUUUGUGGUAGAUGAAUCAUCCCGAUUGAUGAAUCAGAACAAGAAGGGUGAUUGUAGCAAGCUAAGGAAAAUAGAAGUGGAGCUGCCCCGUAGGCAACAACGGCCUCGUGGCUCAAAGGCAUCUGAAUCUAAUCAAGCACAUUCAACAAAUGCAAAUGAUCAUGAUCUGACCCUUUCUUCCAUAAAGUUAGACAGGCAACAGAAACUAGAUCACCCCAUCAACAGAAGACCUCAAAAGCAAAAACCAACAGAAGUGGAGAAAUUAUCUCAAUCAGUGGAGCAAGAAGUGAAACAUUGUGGCAACCAAAAGUAUCUCAUAUCCCUGCUAGCACCAAUAACAUCUGGUGAUGUCCAAAUGAUAGAAAAUCCAAGACAGGACGAACCAACAACAGCAGGGGAUUUUAUUCAAACUCAGCAGCAGCUGCAACAGCAACAGCAACCACAGAAUUGGCAACUACAGCCUCAAGUGCAAUGCUCUUCCCAAGUUGAACAGGCAAUGGAUAAAACCAUGGAAGAAUCGCUGCCCUUACAGAAUCAAAAUGAACAGAAUAGUCUACUGACAUAUCAACAUCAAGGAAGACCUAUUAAGCUAAAGCCUGAUGUGGAUGCUGCUGGGGAAAUUUUACCUGUAGAUGGUGAAGACAGUCACGAGGAGCUGCUGUCUCAGAUUGAAGGCCAAAGGCCUAAAGCCAAUCCUAGUACAGAGCUCACAGUAAGAAAACUAUCCUCAGACCAUCAGACCCACAAUGAGCAACAACCCACGAAACGUGGCCCAGGAAGGCCACCUAGAUUAACUUCAGCUGCACUUCAAACUUUCACUGUAACAUGGCCUCCACAGUAUCAGCAUAAGCAGAAAAGGCAGAAGCUUAAUCAUCAGCAGAAGCAAAAAUGGCCAAAUGGUACAGGCCAAGGGAGGGUUACAAGAUCCAGAGCAGCAUCAAAUGCAGAAACUAUUUCACAAUUACCUCCACACGAUGAAACAGCAGCAGCGUACACCACAUGUCAAGAAGAGAAGCCUCAGAAGCACAAUAGUGAUGGUAACAACCAAAGGGAAGGCUUUCAAAACCUUAAUGAGGGAUUUUAG